ACACACUGGCCGCUAAAAUCAAGCGUAGUUAAAAUCUGUUGUUAAAUAGCCUAUUAAGUUAAGAGUCGGAACAGCAAAGAUGCCCACAGAAAUCGAGAAUUUAAAUCCGAGCGUCUAUAGCAAGAUCAAGGAGCGUGCGGUAACAGCCAACGAAGAGGAUGAAAACAUUGCCGAUCCCUUUGACAAGCGAGAAAUCUUUGAUCUUAUACGAAACAUCAAUGAUCCCGAGCAUCCGCUAACGCUGGAGGAGCUGCACGUAGUCCAGGAGGAACUCAUUACCAUAAGCGACAAACAGAAUUCGGUGCACAUCAACUUUACUCCAACGAUUCCCCAUUGCUCGAUGGCCACGCUGAUUGGUCUCUCCAUACGGGUGAAGCUGCUGCGAUCGCUGCCGCCUCGGUUUAAGGUCACCGUGGAGAUAACGCCGGGUACACACGCCUCCGAGAUGGCCGUGAACAAACAGCUGGCGGAUAAGGAACGCGUUGCCGCGGCGCUGGAGAACAAACACCUGGCCGAGGUCAUAAACCAGUGUAUAUCGGCAAAGGGUUAACCGUCGCACUAUUAUA
Messenger RNA from Drosophila novamexicana, 566 nucleotides. It is a transcript of the gene galla-2, whose product is annotated as MIP18 family protein galla-2. Lineage: Eukaryota; Metazoa; Arthropoda; Insecta; Diptera; Drosophilidae. Gene Ontology annotation, biological process: iron-sulfur cluster assembly. Gene Ontology annotation, cellular component: cytosolic [4Fe-4S] assembly targeting complex. The record is from RefSeq and is a predicted model, not a curated record. The transcript is spliced from 2 exons. The coding region runs from base 80 to 550 and encodes 156 amino acids.